AUUUAAAACUUAACAAAUGAUUUGUAAAUAUGUUUUUAAAAGAGUAAAGAAUUUCUGUGAUUAGGUUUUUAUUCAAAUGAUUUCGAAAUGUUGUGUUUGAGUGAAUGUUUGGCACUUGUAUUGAGUGAUCGCGUCUACAAUAAGCUGUAAAAUGUAUGCAAAAUCACAGCCUUUUUUCAUUUCGGACAUCACUUGAGAUCAGGCUUUAAGUCAAUUGAAUAAAUCCAUGGAUCAAUCUUCAGGUGGUAUUAUAUUGUCGGACAUGAAUGACCAACAGAUCAGAUACAACACGUCAUGGGAUUCGCGACAACUCUGUCAUCAAUUGCUUCAAAUGAAUGUCAUCUCAAGCGAAGAAUCCAAGAUUCUGACGGAGCAACGCAUCGAUGGCUUGACUUUUCUUCUGAUGACUGAAAAUAAUUUCAAUGAAUUGGGAUUUCUUUUGGGACCAAAGAUCAAGAUUUUGAACUUCAUUUCAAACAUCAAACGACACAUUGAAGUGGAUUACGAUUUGAAUGAAUCCAAACUCAUGCCAAAGGAGACAAUCCAGUCAUCGAUGACUAGCAUUCAGACGAAGAAUGAGAGGGGAAGCGGUGAUGUGCCCGAAGCUAACGAUUCGAAGCCCGAGUCUGAAGGACACAAACCAGUGAAGAGUCCGAAGACGAGCCGAUCGCACAAAUGCCGGGAAUGCGAUAAAACCUAUUCAAAGGUGCAGUACGUGAGAGACCACGAGAUGACAGUUCACUAUAACUCGGGUCCCAAUUACUCGUGUCGAGUGUGCGGACAGACGUUUGGGUGGAGAGUAACCAUUUUGAACCACAUCAAGAAAUAUCAUCCGGAGCACCGCUGCACCACACAAAUGGUCGUCAAACUCUUCUAA
Molecule: messenger RNA, 877 nt
Organism: Medioppia subpectinata
Lineage: Eukaryota; Metazoa; Arthropoda; Arachnida; Sarcoptiformes; Oppiidae
Source: the annotation of a GenBank genome assembly